Candidozyma haemuli is the source of this 2796-nucleotide messenger RNA. RefSeq names its product tethering complex subunit (gene VPS16). Gene Ontology annotation, molecular function: actin binding. Bases 1 to 2796 code for a protein of 931 amino acids. Gene Ontology annotation, biological process: vacuole fusion, non-autophagic; intracellular protein transport; endosomal transport. The transcript has a single exon. Gene Ontology annotation, cellular component: cytoplasm; endosome; lysosomal membrane. The record is from RefSeq and is a predicted model, not a curated record. NCBI's taxonomy places the organism in Eukaryota, Fungi, Ascomycota, Pichiomycetes, Serinales, Metschnikowiaceae.
AUGCUAUCCAGUCCUAGCCUUACAUGGCAAAAACUUCAUGAUGUUUACUAUAGCAUAAGAACAUGUUACGACUCCUUGAAUUGGUCUAUCGACAACCUACAUGCCAACUAUAGGGUGGCUAUUUCCACGAAUACUACGCUUAUGGCGCUAGCGUCUCGUUCGGCAAACUAUCCGAAUGUAAUUGAUGUAUAUUCCAUCAGUGGCAAUAAGCUCUGGUCGGUGAUCUUCAAUUCCACCCCACAAGAACACAUUGUGGACUUUGCUUUCCGGGGUGAGGACCUAAUUGUUGUUCUUAGCAGUGGGAAGUAUAGACUAUACACUGACUUUCAAGGUACUUUCAACGAAUACAGCUUUACUGAGAAUCUUACGGCAUUGGGUGAUCAGAGUGACGACCCUAGUAGGGCGCCUAAGUACGUGAUCACCAACCUCGAGAAUAAUGAGACUGAAGAGGCUUUUGAUGUGGUGGAGGCUCAGGUAUGGGACCAAAUAUUGGUGCUUCGUCACAAGAACAGAAUAACCUUCUCCCGUUUAGACACUUUCCAGAAUUACGAUCUCUCCUUGGAUCACUUGGACUUGUCUCAAGUACAUUGCAUGGCGCUCAUUGCCUCUGAUAGUCAAGAAAUCGAGUUUCUACUAGGCUAUUCGAACACCAUUUACAUCAUAAAGAUCAGUCUAGCUACCCAAAUCGCAAGCUUUGAUGACCAAAAGCUCACGGACGGUCCCUUCACGAAGAUUUCGACCUCACAUGAUGGCUCAUUAAUAUCUAUUUUCAAUGCUAAAUCUUCAAAGAUUUAUGUUGUUAGAAAACUGUUCGAUAGAGUUUUGCUAGAGUAUGAUACUUCCAACGAAUCAAGCGCUCCAUUCAUGAUAGAAUGGGCUGGAAAUGAUGCCAUUAUCUUGUCUCUACGAGACGAGAUCAAAUUGGUAGGUCCAGACCAGAUCUCCAUCUCAUUCUUCUAUGAUAUCGUUGACCUGGAAGAGUUUGACUUAGACCAUUUACUUCGCGAGAAUCCAGACUCUGACCUUUCUUUCACGAUACCCAUCAUCAAGUCCGAGCCUGAUGGACUUCGGAUCAUCACACCCAAUAAAGUCGAGUUCCUUUCUCGUGUAUCUCAGUCAUCUAUCAACAUACAUCUGGUGGGCUCGUCUCAUCCGUCACAGAUCCUUCUUGAUUGUGUGGACAAACUUAAAGAACAAUCCUCGAAAGCGGACACGAACAUAUCGCUAUUAAAAAGCGAGAAGUCUCUUCGUGAGGCAAUGGCUGGCUGCUUGGAUGCGGUUUUGCAUGAAUUUGAUCCACAAUGGCAAAAAGCUAUUCUUAAAGCCGUAUCUUUUGGGAAGAUCUACGACAACGAUUAUUACAACGCAGAGGAAUACCUUGAAGUUGUUAAUAUCAUAAAGGUCCUUGAUCAGUUGAGAUCACCUGAAUACGGAAUCUUCUUGACUUAUCAAGUUGUCACUAAGAUCGGCUGGGAGAGUGUCAUCAAGAUGUUAUUGAGGAGACAUGCCCAUUUGCUUGCUCUCAAAGUAAUUGCUUUACUUCAGAUGCCAGACCUUAAUAACUUGGUGUAUUCUCACUGGUGCUGUUGCAAGAUCAGAAAGGAGCUCAAUUUAUCGGAUUUCGACCUCUUCAAGAUCGUGGCCAAGAAGUUGAUCUCCUUGGAAAAGAACACACCAGGUGAUAUGAAGAGAAACCACAUAUCUGUCAUAGACAUAUCCAAUGUUGCAUAUCAAGAAGGCAGAGUGGACUUAUGCAAACUUCUUAUAAAUCUUGAGCCAUCCAUGCUUGCGAAAAUGAAGGAGUACUUGAUGAUUGAAGAGACUGAGUUAGCGCUCGUGAAAACAUUUCAAGCUGGUGACCUUGAUCUUUGCCGCCUUUUACUUCUACAUCUUCAAGAUAGUCUCCCUAAGUUACAACUUUUCAAGAUUUUGAAUCAAAAUGAACAAAGCGGUCUCUUCAAGGAUACUCCUGCGAGACAAUUGCUUAAAGAUGAAGAGAUUAAAGUAAUCCUACAAGAUAACCUAUUUGUGAGCGGAGACUUGAUUGGAAACUUUUGGGUUCAAAAUAUUGCAAAGUACAAUGCUUCUCUUAUAGAUUCUUACUACAAACAUGAGAGUAAGUCUCUGGAAAGGAGUAUUUACAAAGUCAAGAAGUUUCUCAAAGAGAAUGAUGACACAGGUAACAACAACUAUGAGGAGGUCUUUCAAGUCCAUAAACAAAAGCUACAUUCCUUGUUAAACAAUCUGAAGUAUACUAAGCUAAUCCAAAGAGAGCUAGCAAUACUUGAACUCAAGAAGAAAUUAUCUGAAAUGUACCAGACAUCCUUUUUUGGAGCCAAGGCACUCACGGAUAUUCUUGUGAAACUUAUCAAGAUGCAUCAGAUCAAGACAGCUGGUAAAAUAGUUAAGGACCAGAAACUUCCCCAGGAAAAGCUUUGGCAUUUGGUACUCGAAGUGUACAGCAAGAUUGGUGAAUUCGAACGCCUUCAUAAAUUCCUUACGUCGAAUAGCAGCGGCGCCAAGUUGAAGUCUCCAAUAGGAAUGACAGUCAUUGCAGAGACAUGUAUUACUUAUGGGGCACCAAAAGCAUACAUUCUGGUCUAUAUCAGUUCGAUAACGGAUGCGUCCUACGACAAGAUUAUCGAGCUUUACCUCAAAAUUGGCGAUUUCAAGCAGGCAGCUCAAGAGGCUUUCAAUAAUAAGGAUGGCGUGGCUCUACAGUCCAUAUUGAAGAAAGCUCGUGGAUCUGAUGAAGACACAAUUUCUGCCAUCAAGGACUACAUUUCCCGUGUUUAG